CCUGCGCCGCCAGGAUGUGGAAAGGGGGCUGACGUCGAGUCCAGAUGUGGCCCCGGCCCCGCCCAUCCCCGGGGCCGGUCCGCCCACACUGAGCCGCGGCGCGCACGGCGGCUGUCCCGCCUGCCAUAAUGCGCGGUGAAGGUGCGGCUGCAACUUGCCGGGGUCAUCCCUAACGUCGCCGCUCGACAUCCUUAGGACAGGCCGGCCCUGACGUCGCGCGCACCCCUCUGGUCCGCGCCCCCCAUGCGCUCAGUCUCCAGUGCCCCGCCGGGAGGACGCGGAGCCGCGCGGGUGACGGCACAGGCGGUUGCGCGCCCAGCCUAGCCCAGCCCAGCCCGAGGAGAGGGCGCGCCGCGCCCCCGCCCCCCGUCGCUCUCCGGAGGCCGUGGGUGCGGAUGCGCCGCUGACGACUCGCAGCGAGAGCAUUGCCGCCCGCCCGCCGGCUGGAGCCGUCAGCAUGGCAGCCGCCGCCUAUGUGGACCACUUUGCCGCCGAGUGCCUCGUGUCCAUGUCCAGCCGCGCGGUAGUCCAUGGGCCGCGGGAAGGUCCCGAGCCCCGGCCCGAGGGCGCGGCUCCGGCCGCCGCCCCCACACUGGCCCGCGCCGACGAGCGCCGCGACGGCAAGGACAGCACCUCCCUCUUCGUGGUGGCGCGGAUCCUAGCGGAUCUCAACCAGCAGGCGCCGGGGCCCGGCCUGGUGGAACGCAGAGAAGGGGCAGCUGCCCGCAAGGCGAGGACCCCUUGCCGCCUGCCGCCAGCGCCCCCCGCACCGCCGCCCGCGCCGCAGCCCUCCUCCCCCGUCCGGGAAGGCGCGCCGGCCGCACCCCCCAGCCCCGUGUGGAGCGAGCCCGACCCCGAGGCGGGAUUGGAGCCCGAGCCGGGCCCCGCGGGGAGCGGCGAACCCGGCCUGAGACAAAGGGGUCGGCGGGGCCGGAGUCGCGCGGACCUCGAGUCCCCGCAGAGGAAGCACAAGUGCCACUAUGCGGGCUGCGAGAAAGUUUACGGGAAAUCCUCGCACCUCAAGGCGCACCUGAGAACUCACACAGGUGAGAGGCCCUUCGCCUGCAGCUGGCAGGACUGCAACAAGAAGUUCGCGCGCUCCGACGAGCUGGCGCGGCACUACCGCACCCACACGGGUGAGAAGAAGUUCAGCUGCCCCAUCUGCGAGAAGCGCUUCAUGCGCAGCGACCACCUGACGAAGCACGCGCGGCGCCACGCCAACUUCCACCCGGGCAUGCUGCAGCGGCGCGGCGGGGGCUCGCGGACCGGCUCGCUCAGCGACUACAGCCGCUCGGAUGCCAGCAGCCCCACCAUCAGCCCGGCCAGCUCGCCCUGAGCGCCCGUGGGCAGGACCCACCCAGCGGGCAGGACCGACCCUCCAGGGCCCGCAGCACCACAGCCAUGAGCAGCCCUGCCUCCCUCGCCCCGCCCCUGCCUUUUGUAAUAGGAAAGCUGAGAGAACUUUAAAGUCCACAGCAAAACACUUUUCUUCACCUCAGGUGUCAGUUUUUAAAAAAACAAAAUACAAAAAAUAUCAAAAAACACCAUCCACAAAUUGCACAAUACAGUUAACCCACAGAAUUGAGAUUCAUUGGUGUUGAACCCCCAACCCCUUUCUCAGGGAUGGACAUGGUCCAUGAGGUCAGUGAGGGCACCCCUUUCUGCCGCCUUACUCUGUACAUAGAUUUGCACUCUGGAGUUUUCUAUGAGGUUGGGAACACACUGGGGCAGAGUUAGGCCAGCUAGUGCUGGUCCCUCAGCCAGCUGGAAACAGUUGUGGUCAUUGAUAUUAUGCUUCUGUGGCAGAUCCCCAAAGGGGCAAGUCCUGUGUUCCCCCUUUUCCUGACUACCCACUCAGCUGUGGUCCUCUGCCUCAUGGCCUAGCUUAGAGCACAGGUGGGUCUGAGGGACAGGUCACUUCAGAGGGAUGCCAUAAGCCAUGCCAGGCCACAGGAGUACUGUGCCUGGGGCACUGGAGAGGGGCAUCUGCCCUCAGUGGCCAGCUCUACCUGCCUCACUCUCUGCCUCCAGAAGCCCUUAGAGAACUGGAAGGCCAGAUGCAAGCCCUGGGUAGGGAAACCAUUGCUGCCAACAACCCAAGGAGGCGGCCUGGGCCCUGCUUGCCCUACAGAAGGCACCUGGGACCCUUCACAGUUGCACCAUGUUCUCUGAUUAGAAAAUAGAACCUGGGAAUGCUAUUGUAAAACUGCUUCAGAAGUUGGUGGUGUUUCGUCCAGCUCCCAAGCUCUGUGCCCUGCGCCACCAUGGAGGCACCUUUGUUUGAAGCAGCAGUCUUCCCCUCUUCAGUCCCCUCUUCAGUCUGUAUGUGUGGCCCUGCCUAUGGCAGCACUCACAUCGCAAGAGACUUUUGGUGGCAAGAGACCGACAUCUCUUUAAGUUGGAACAUUUCCAGAACAGCACAGCAGAUGUUAUAGGAAAAUACCAUUGGCGAAUGCAAGAGUUCUGCUUUUGCUGGGGUGGGGGGCGGGGAGGAUACCACAGAUACUGUGGGAAUAGCCUUCUCAGACCCCUGAGUCUCAGGCAGUGCAGACUUAGCAAUCUACUGCUUUGAAUGGUCGGUCUCUCUCCGCCUUUUCCCUCCUGCUUCUGCUUGCCCUGCCUGGGAGGAUCCAAGCUGCAUCCAGCCUGCAGGGCCCCAGGGCUGGCCUGCUGGUAGGACAACUGGAGUGGAAGGCAGACCUGUUUCUCCUAGAGCCCAAAUCUGGGCUGCAUUAGCUUCAGAUCCUGGGUCUGGUCAGCAAGACCUUGUUCCUAGUUCCUCUGCAGACCCUUGGAGUGUUCAUCUACCCCAGCUCUGUAGAGAACCAGGCAUUGCCUCCUCUUCCUCCCAAGAACUGGGGCCUAGGAAUACAAGGCCCCAGGACAGAGUAUUUGUGUGCGUGUGUGUGUGUGUGUGUGUGUGCACGCGUGCACAUGUGUUUUGGGUGGGUGGGCUUGGGGUGGACGUGGGUUAUCUUAGCCUCUCAUUUUAAUGUGGAGGAUCAGGAUCUGCCCUUGUGACUUAGAGGGCCAUAGAUGGGCUUCCUGGGCCCAGAGUGCCUUGGUUGCGGCCAUUCUGCCUCCGUACCAACCCUUACAUGGUGUAGGGUACAACACAGGGAAAUCCCAGAGACCGUGCCCAGUUGGGCCUGUAGUUCCUGGCUGUUAUGUCAUGUGGAUCUGGGAUACCCCUUUCUAACUACCUGUGUCAGCUGUAAGAGGCUAAUGGCAUGUGGUGGCUUCUGGUAGCACAGUAAGUGCUGAGUUGGGCUUUGGCAUUAUUGCUGCUGUGGGUGGGCAUGAUGGGCAGGGUUGGUCCCUGCCUCCCUCCAUCCAGUGCAAAGCUGGCAGCUCUGCUGACUUUGGGCCCUGUGACAGCUCUGCUUGCAUUUGGUCUGGAGAAUACAGUGGAAUAUGUGGUCGGGACUUUUGACUGAAGAGAACCCUGGGUACUUGGGGUAUGGUGGUCUUAUGCCCAGUUCCAAAGUGUAGUCCCUCCCAAAGUCAUUUGUGUGAGACAGAGAAAGCCACACUCUGAACACAUUUCAUGUCUCAGGAAUUCACAUUCCAGGUUCAGGAAUUUUAUUCCAAAGUCCUUUGGUGCACCCACAUCCACAGUUCUGAAGGCAGAGAGAGGCAGCUGGUGUGCCCCAGAGGCCAGCAAAGCGCUCUCUCUAGGAGGAGCCGAGUGUCUCCUUGUGAUCUGUUCACAGUAUCACAGAAGGAGGCUUUCUAACUCUGCAACUGUCUGCACAUAGGAAGGGUAAAAAGGACUCUAAACCCAGUCAUCUUGGAAUAAAAGAAAGAGCUGGUUUGUUUUAGAGCGGGUUGGGGGGUGGGGGAGGGAAAGUGGGUGUAGGCUGUUUCCAAAGAGAGCACUUAAUUUAAUUUUUCCUCUAAAUGACCCAGGGCUGUUCCAUCUGAUAGAUGGAAGGGUAAUAUUGCCUUAAAACAGAAAUAUGCAGGCGGUGGCUAUUUUUGGCAAAUGAACAUUUCUUCAUUCCCAAAGCAGUUCUUUUAAUGGCAGGGUGCGGUCCUUCAGCAUGAGGCUAGGGCACCCCUGGUGGACCCUGCCCCCAUCAUCAGAGGCUUCAGUUCAUGUCAUUGAGGGGUGGGAGGAAGGGAGGAAUAUGACUUGGGUUCAGUUCCAGUGGUUCUCCUUAGGGUCCUGUCUCAUAAAUGAGGGAUACCUUCCAAGAUGCAGAAUGUCUUCCCAGCCUGGGUCUACUGCAGGGCCUUUCAUUCUUGUGCUUAUGGCCAUACUUGCUGGUUUCGGUGUGACUGAGGAACCCAUAGAGCUCCUAAAAAGAGCACUGAAAAGUCCAAACCUUCAUUUUGGGGCCACAGAGGCAGAAAUUCCACAAUGAAAAGUGCCUGAGUGAAGGGGGA
Nannospalax galili (Upper Galilee mountains blind mole rat) is the source of this 4389-nucleotide messenger RNA. It is a transcript of the gene Klf13, whose product is annotated as Kruppel like factor 13. NCBI's taxonomy places the organism in Eukaryota, Metazoa, Chordata, Mammalia, Rodentia, Spalacidae. The transcript is spliced from 2 exons. Gene Ontology annotation, molecular function: RNA polymerase II cis-regulatory region sequence-specific DNA binding; DNA-binding transcription factor activity, RNA polymerase II-specific. The record is from RefSeq and is a predicted model, not a curated record. Bases 458 to 1336 code for a protein of 292 amino acids. Gene Ontology annotation, biological process: regulation of transcription by RNA polymerase II.